This is a messenger RNA of Salarias fasciatus (jewelled blenny), 1642 nucleotides long. RefSeq names its product G protein pathway suppressor 2 (gene gps2). Lineage: Eukaryota; Metazoa; Chordata; Actinopteri; Blenniiformes; Blenniidae. Gene Ontology annotation, biological process: regulation of transcription by RNA polymerase II. Bases 165 to 1160 code for a protein of 331 amino acids. The transcript has 11 exons. Gene Ontology annotation, cellular component: transcription regulator complex. Gene Ontology annotation, molecular function: transcription coregulator activity. The record is from RefSeq and is a predicted model, not a curated record.
AGUGCACCGGAAUCAACCCGGGACGAAAACGUCUCGGUCUGUUUAUAUUUUGGAUUUAUUUAGUUGGACUGCUCAGCUCGUCCGUUCGUCCGCGCACCAGACGGCUGGGUUCCUUUCAAGCGACUCACAAAGCAAUAAAACUGGCCCCUCCGCUGCCUGUCACCAUGCCCGCCCUGCUGGAGAGACCCAAGCUGUCCAACGCGAUGGCCCGAGCCCUCCACAAGCACAUCAUGAGGGAGAGGGAGCGCAAGAGACAAGAGGAGGAAGAGGUGGACAAGAUGAUGGAGCAGAAGAUGAAAGAAGAGGAGGAGAGGAAAAGGACGAAAGAAAUAGAAGAGAGGAUGUCCUUGGAAGAAACCAAAGAACAGGUGAUGAAGAUGGGUGAAAAACUUCAAGGACUCCAAGAAGAGAAACAUCAGCUCUUUUUACAGCUGAAGAAAGUCCUCCAUGAGGAGGAGAAGAGGCGCAGAAAGGAGCAAAGUGAUAUCACAACACUGACAUCUGCCAGCUACCAGCCCAGCCUGCCCAUGCAUGCAGGGCAGCACCUGCUCAGUAUUCAAGGUAGUCCAGUCAGUCACAGUCGACCUGGCGCGCUGCUGGGAGAGAGAAGCAAACAGCUGUUUCCAGCUACUGUGAUUCCUGCACGACACUACCAGACACCCGGGUUCAGCUCCAGCUCGGCAGAGCACGGGCAGUUCAGCGGCGGACAGGGGGUCCAUGAGCCCUACGGGGUGGCCCAGGCCCAGCACCCCUCCACCUACGCCCCCGGGCCUUCUGUACCGGUCAGCUUUGCAAGCAGCUCUCAGAUUAGAGGUGCGUCUGCAUUCCAGGCCAUGCAGUACCUUCCUCACCAGCAGGCUGGUUACCCCGUCCACAGUCACUUCACCUCCCAGCCAGGAUACAUCGGAGCAGGGAUUCCUCUGCAGAAGCAGCUGGAGCACGCCAACCAACAGUCCGGCUUCACUGAUGCAGGCGCUUUGAGGCCGAUGCAUCCUCCCGCCAUGCACCCGUCUGCACCGGGCCUGCUGCCAACGCCAUCGAUGGCGGUGCAGAUUCCCACUGCAAAGGCGCCGUUCCAGAGCUCCCCCCAGGGGGCUCCUCGCCACAGUUUCCUCCCCCACAGCCAGAGCGGCCAAAGGUUCUACCACCACGGCAAGUAGCCGCCCCGCCCCGCCCCGCCCCGCCGCCUGCGCCGAGACGAGACGUCACAGCCUCACUGAAGAGCCGGAGGUGGAUCCAGAUCGUUCGGAUUGGAUUUUUUUAUCUUGUAUAAUUUCUUUGAGCAUUUUUUUUUUUUUUAACAAGUCGAUCCACAGCCGUCAAACUUCUGCGCUCCUGUGAAACACCCUGCUUUGAUUUAACCAUGAUUUUGUUGUUUCUUUGUAAAACGCCUCACUAUUUCGAUCACACUGAAGCCGUUAUUGCGGCGCUUUUGUGCACAGGAUUGUUAAUAACUCGUGACGAGAGGCGUGUCUCUGAAAACCAGCACUCGAGGAAAUCUUUCACUUGCCGAUCGACGACGCAAAUAUCAAACCACAGUAAAUAUGUCUGGAGUUUAAUUGCCACACUUUUAAUGUUCCAUCCCGGCCUUACUUUGAGCUCUUCUUGCUUGAGUGUUGUUAAAUAAACAGUUAGCCACGAA